This is a messenger RNA of Lolium perenne, 1738 nucleotides long. Its product is annotated as putative magnesium transporter MRS2-G. Gene Ontology annotation, biological process: magnesium ion transport. Gene Ontology annotation, molecular function: magnesium ion transmembrane transporter activity. NCBI's taxonomy places the organism in Eukaryota, Viridiplantae, Streptophyta, Magnoliopsida, Poales, Poaceae. The record is from RefSeq and is a predicted model, not a curated record.
CACUCCGCGGCUGCACCAGAUUGAACACCGACCCACCACGCGUCCCUCCCAGCCCCUGUCUUCCUCUUCCCCUGCCGCACCACGCCACCCAACCACCCGGCUCCAAACCCGCCGCCGCCGCCAUGGGGAGGCGAUCCGGGGGCAGGAAGCUGCCCUUCUUCGCCUCCGCCGGCUCCACCUCCUCCACCAAGCGCACCCGCUCCGCUCGCCGCCUCCCUUCCCUCCCCAAGACCACCUCGCCGCCUCCCCCCCACGCCACCUCCCCACCCCCCGCGCCGCACCCCACCACGUCCCCGCCCGACCUACCUUCCGCCGCCGCGGCCUCCGUGUCCGGCAAGGUCGCCAAGAAGAAGGCCGGCGCGCGCCUCUGGAUGCGGCUGGACCGCUGGGGGUCCUCCGAGAUCCUCGAGCUCGACAAGGCCUCCAUCAUCCGCCGCGCCGGCGUGCCCCUGCGCGACCUCCGCAUCCUCGGCCCCAUCUUCUCCCACUCCUCCAGCAUCCUCGCUAGGGAGAAGGCGAUGGUGAUCAACCUGGAGUUCAUCAGGGCGAUCGUGACCGCCGACGAGGUGCUCCUGCUGGACCCGCUCGCGCACGACGUGCUCCCUUUCGUCGACCAGCUCAGGCAGCACCUCCCUCUCAAGAGCCCUGCCGGUGGGAACGGUGGGGACCCCGGGAACCAGGCGCCCUGUCUAAACGAGGCGACCGGGGCAGAGCACGAGCUGCCGUUCGAGUUCCAGGUGCUCGAGGUCGGGCUGGAGGCCGUGUGCUCCACGCUCGACUUGAGCGUGGCUGAGCUCGAGAGGCAUGCUACUCCUGUGCUCGAUGAGCUCACCAAGAACGUGAGCACGCGGAACCUGGAGCGUGUGCGGAGCCUCAAGAGUGACCUCACCCGAUUGCUUGCCCGUGUUCAGAAGGUCAGAGAUGAAAUAGAACAUCUUCUAGAUGAUAAUGAAGACAUGGCACAUCUGUAUCUAACACGGAAGCAAGCACAGAAUCAGCAGGUUGAGGCCAUUAUGACAUCUGCUGCUUCCAAUAGCAUUGUUCCUGCAGGAACAAGUCUGCACAGGCUCAACUCUAGUUUCCGGCGUAGUGUGAGCAUUGCUACCAGUAUCUAUUUGGAUAAUGACGUGGAAGACCUAGAGAUGUUGCUUGAGGCCUACUUCAUGCAGCUGGAUGGAAUUCGCAACAGAAUUUUAUCGGUUCGAGAGUAUAUUGAUGACACAGAAGACUAUGUCAACAUUCAACUCGACAACCAGCGAAAUGAACUCAUUCAGCUUCAGCUUACGCUGACCAUCGCAUCCUUUGGCAUAGCUAUCAAUACCUUCAUUGCUGGGGCAUUUGCGAUGAACAUCCCAUGUUAUCUUUAUGACACGGAUGGCAGCUUCUUUUGGCCAUUUGUUGGGGGUACCUCGGCAGGCUGCUUUGUGAUCUCCAUCAUUUUAUUGGGGUACGCCUGGUGGAAGAAGUUGCUCGGCCCUUGAACACAGUGAAGCCAAGUCAUGAGAUGGUGAAAGAGCUCAUCAUUGAGAAGGUGGCAAACUGGCAACUCAUGUUCGCGUAUAACUCUGGCGAGGGAGCAAAGGACUUAAGGACAGAGGAGCACCGUGGGGUUAGGGAGAGAACUCUGAUGUAUUUAUGUUCCAGAGUACUAGAUAAGAUUAUCAAGCUGUGAUUUUUUAUUGCCAUAAAAUAUACAACUACUUGUUGAGAGGAUGUUAUGAAUCCAUCUGCCUUCUCU